Molecule: messenger RNA, 907 nt
Organism: Suillus paluster
Lineage: Eukaryota; Fungi; Basidiomycota; Agaricomycetes; Boletales; Suillaceae
Product: Endosulfine-domain-containing protein
Exons: 4
Coding region: 199-573 (124 amino acids)
Cellular component (GO): cytoplasm
Molecular function (GO): protein phosphatase inhibitor activity
Source: RefSeq, a predicted model, not a curated record
AUUGAUUUGAAACUCAGACACUCCGCUUACUCACCACAUCUUAGUGUAAAGAAAGGCUUAGAAACGCAAGUCACAUCGACAACUUUGUUUUGAUUCGAAUCCAUCGGUGCUCUGGGCCUCCUCGACGACGCUCUCGAAAGGCUUGUCUAGCUCCUCCUCCUUCAUCGUCGUUUGCCCCGUUCUGCUCAUCACUUCGCCAUGCUACCGGCCAGGCGCAACAAGAUCGACAUCAAUGCUAUGUCGGAGGAGGAGAAGAAGCUCUUUCGACUGUACGGCAAACUUCCCACACACAAGAAUGUCUUGCACAAGAUGCAAGGGGACCGCAAAUAUUUUGAUUCAGGCGACUACGCACUCUCUAAAGCAGGCGUCGCACCACAGAACACAGUCGGCACUGCAAUUCCCAAUCCAGAUAACAUCCCACACGCAUCGUCGCCGCCGACAGCCCAUACCGGCGGAUUAAGCGUAUCCCCCACGAACAGCUCGUGUCCCGUAAAAGAGAGUUCGCUCUCCCAUUCCGAGGAAGAAGAGCCAGAGAAGGAAGAUGCAGAUGUAGGAGACAAGGAGGAUGCAUAGACGCUCUCUCUAUCUCCUCUUCUUCCGUGCCUCCAUGACCCGAUUUCGAAGAGCGAGAAGACGCUGCAUUUCGCUCGUGUAUUCCCUACGUAUCAUCGCUACCCCACCCCAUGCCUCCGGAUUCAAUGCUUGACUACCAGCCUGAUUAGUGGUAUGCUAUUGUUUUGAAUCUGUUUUGUAUCAGUAAUUACAUAGUAGGAUCCGCUCAUCGUACAUUCAUCUGUUCGUGUUCUGCAGGUGCUACUUUUAAUAAUUCGUACUUUUGAGUGACGUUGGUGUGAUGUGACUUAUGUGACAAGCUGUGUUAUGUUGUGACGCAUGUCGCGCUUGUGGC